UCGAUAUUGGUUUUAUACUUUAUCCAUUCAUUUAUCCAACAGGGUUGGAUUAGAACUUGUAGUACGAACGUCCCGCAUAACAUUUUUAUUUGUGGUGUAAAUUUUGUUUUCGUUUCGGACUAUCAAUCGGAUAUUUAACUAUUGAUUUACACAAGCUGAUGGCGUGGCAGGCAGUUAUCGCGCUGCUGUGCCUGGCUGUGUGCCAGGUCAACGGACAAGACCCUGCUCAGAUGUGUACUGGCAUUGGGGGUGAAGUCAAAGACUGUAGUGCUUGCAAUGGAGGGUGCAUCAAGGACCAGAACAUAGACACUCCAUUAGGCUGCUGUGUGGGCAACAACCUUAUCAAUCCGAAUCAGUGUUCAGCCAUGAUGGGAAUAGUCAAGGACUCGUGUAGCGCUUGUUCUAAUCAAUCGUGCGCUACCUUGUCAAGUGACAAAGCUUGUUGUUUUGAAAGGCCAGACACCCCUUCUGUGGAAGAUGUGAAAAAAUGUGCAGCAGCCAAAGGAAUAAUCAAGGAGUGUAAAGACUGUGACACCGGCUGCUUCAGCGGAGAAAAUGGCGGGUCUAUGGGCUGUUGCAUUCCUACUGUUACAGCUGACAUGUGCCAACGAGAUGGUAAACUUGGAACCACAUGUAAUGAUUGUGAGGAUGACCAGGAAUGUGCUCAUCUUCCUGAAAAUCGUGUAUGCUGCUUACCGGAGGCCGAGGAUGCUGACGUAAAGAUGUGUACAGAUAAUGGAGGCAUGAUUAAAGACUGUAGUAAUUGCACUGGAGGGUGUGUCAGGGAUAUGGGCGAAAGUAUGGGCUGCUGUUUUGGUGAACGUCUUACCAGUUCAGGUGAAUGCACAGGGAUGCUUGGAUUAGUUAAGGAAUCAUGUAGCAACUGUGCCGAUCAAUUGUGCUCUACUCUGACAGAUGAACAAAAUAAAGCAUGUUGCUUUGAAAGAGAAUGGGAAGAAGAUAUGCGUAAAUGUGCAAAAGCUGGCGGACAAACAACGGAAUGUGAUACAUGUUCUACUGGUUGUUUCAAAGGAGAUAGCGACGGACCUUUUGGGUGUUGCAUUCCUACAGUUACAGCGACUAUGUGCCAGCAACAUGGUAAACUUGGUUCCUCAUGUGAUGAUUGUGAGGAUGAAGAUGAGUGUGCUCAUCUUCCCGGGAAUAGUAUAUGCUGCUUACCCAAGGCGCAGGAUGGUGAAGGAAUGUGUGACCUCGAGAACUUACUUGCGUUCAUCGCCAAGAACCCUUCAACCUACGCCUGUCUUCAGAACAUGAAUUCACUCUUUGAUGGGACAAUCUCCAAACAGGAUGCAUGCGGUGUGUUUUGGGAUGGUAUGCAGUGUUUUACACAACUCUACCUUCAGGGGUCUAUGGGCACGAUUACUCAAGCUGCUUGUUUCAAAGAUCUCAAAGAUGACAUAAUGGAAGAGAAGGAUGGAUAUCAGAAAAUCAGAAGGGCGCUAAUCAAGGAGUUUAGAAUGGCAAUCAUCGUACCAGGCUUUGUUGCUACCAAAUGCGAAGAGAGCUGGAAUGUUCCUUGCCCCAUGUUAGAGCGGGACGAGGAUUCGGGCUUAUGUCCCCAGGAGUGUGGGAGUGCAUCAUCAUGUGGAGAUGGAAAGGUGUGCUGCCCCUUCUCAUGCGGGGAAGACAGUUCGGGAAAUCUCUGCGCACCAGACAUGACAAAGUGUGCAAACGUAGAUGAUAUCACCACAUAUGCAUUCAGUUGUAUAGAACUAUUUGGAAAACUUAUUGGUGAAAGUGACUUUGAAAGUUUUUGCAAGUACUCCUGGGGAGGGUUUGAAUGCGUUGCCCGUGAAUUAGUGGGCGAUCCAUACAAAGACAUGUGUCUGAGGCGCAUGGCCCACCUGGUAGAAGCCUCACCUGACAUCAUCGUUCAGCAAAUUAAAUUACUUGCGCCAGGUCUUGACAUUGAUCAAGCCCUGGCAAACAGAACCGCAAGCUGUCCGCAGAAUCCAAUGUCUCUAAAGAAGGAAACUCCAGUUGCGGACGACGUGAAGUCAUGCGGGGAUGCUGCACAAAUACGACAAGCUUUUAAUAGGGGAAAAUGUAGAGCCCCAGGAUCAAGCGAGAUCAACGAAGACAAUUGCGAAGCUUUCGAGGAUAUGUUAGAGUGUGUGGCUGAGAGACUGAUAGGAGAUGACGAUGACAACGCAGGUAAAUUGAGAGGAAGGUGUAUGAACACGAUCGUCCAGGUCAUCAAGGACAACUUUUUCCAGUUUAAGGAAAUACUUAGCAGUGGACCUUUCAAUCAUGAGAAAUGUAGAGAAAUGGCAGCCGUUUGCAUGGGCGACACCAAGCCCUCGGAGACCGCCAAUUGUCGUGGAAACAGCAAGUGCCCUAAAGGGUUUAACUGUGUAGCUGGCUACUGUUGUCCACAAGCUAAUGCUGGCGUGUGUCCGACGUACAAGGAUCAGAUUCCGCCAUGUAGGGGGCGCUGUAAGCAGGACUCUGAUUGUGAUGAUGAGGAGAAAUGUUGCAAUGUUGGAUGUAACGGGGGAAUGACCUGUGUUCCUGCCGAGAUUGAAGAUCAAUCUAAGUGUGAGAAGGAGUUUGGCCAGGUGAAGAUGCUCCUUGAAAACAUGGGCGUGUGUGGUGAUGGCGUCAGUGAUCUGCAAAUUCCUAGAUGCCAGGAUAAAAAGUUUCACCCAACUCAAGGGCGUUAUUGUGUAGAUGAGAACGGGGAAAAAAUACCGGGCUCCGAACAUAUGGGCGUUAAGGACUGUACAAGAGUUCAUGCUGGGAUGUGUCAAGCCAUGCCAGCGGUGUGCAAGAACUUGGGCACUCCCAAUAAGACUAACUCCAUCAUAAACUGUGAGAAUGACGGGGAGUGUGCCGAUAAUGAGAAGUGCUGUAUGGAUGGGAGUAGCAACGUGUGUGAAGUAAAAUGCAUGCCUGCGCUUUCUGCUGAGACUAACAGACAAGCUGAUGAAGACUGUGCCAAUCCAGUGUGUUGCCCGGUUACAACAUGUCUUGGGAAGGUUUGUGCAGCAGACGUCACGGCAGUCUGCCAGAUACACGCUUGUGGAGAAUGUACAGCGAAAUUCUACAAUAAAGACGGAGAAGUGGACUGCGAAGCAGGAGUCAAAAAAUGUGUGAAAGAGAGAUUCAGUGCUCUGGAGCACAACUCAAAAAUUGGCAAAACUACACGAGACAAACUGAACACCCUGAUCGAAAGUCUACGCAAAAGAGGCAGUGGUGAGAAUAAGAAAGAUGCUGAUGACAUGGAUGACAUGGAAGACGAAAUGGAUGAUAUGAUGGAUGAUGAUUUUAUGGACGGUGAAGAUAUGACUGAUGUAGCAGAAGAAUAUCGGCAAAAGGUUGCAUACAUUCUGAAGAAAAUGCCCAAAGAUCCGUCGCAUGGGACAAUAUCUUUCGAUAUGAAAAAGCUGUACAACGAGGUUUUCAAGUUUUUGGCAGCUGCAUCGCACCACUGCGCGGUGAUGAAUAAGUACAAUAUUUGUCAGAACUCGGGAACAUGUGCACUUCUAGUUGAAACACGCUCGAAAUUCCAGUUCUGCACAUGUCAAUCAGGAUUUCAUGGACUUCUGUGUGAAAAGUCGGGAGACUUGGUCAGUCCCAUGGAUUCAAAAUGUAACAGAGACAAGGAGUAUGUGAUGUCAAUUAAAGAACAGAUCGAGACUGCGGUGCCAACGAAAUACUCGGUUAUCAUGUCGAAGAUGAUUGCCUUUUAUGGAGUACCUGACCGUAUUUUACCAUCUUAUAACUGUGCAAGUGACGGAUCCUACAAUGAAGUACAGACUGGCAUCUUCCAUACGAAAGACAAGCGUGUGGAGGUUCACUUUUGCGUAAACACAACGACAGGUGAUCGACUUCCAAAUAAACUUGUAAUUCCUACUUCAUUCAACAGGAUCCUGCCAGAUUGUGCAGCACCAGGAAACAUAGACAUUUCGAGACUCCCUCUGAAAUGCAUGUAUCCUAAGCAGAGUGAUUGUACCUCAGGCAACUGUCAGUACUUCCUUAACCCAUCCACCUUCAUGUGCGAGAAAGGGGAGGCAGCCAGCAAUGGGUUUGCGAGCCUCAAUGAAUGCUAUGAAACAUGCGCUUUGAUUUACAUGUGUGCUAACGCAACCAGCUGUAGCUACGUAUCUGCUCCAGUUCCAUGUCAUACUAGUUCUGGAUGGAUGUGUGACUACCACAAAGAGUAUUGCGAUGUUGAAGAUGAUGUAAAUAACAUCCCAGGUGGCGGCGUAUGCAAAUCUCUUCCAGAAUACUGUUUACUGGAGAAGGAUGCUGGCUAUGGGGACAGAAUUGUGGGACGCUACUUCUAUGAUGCAACCUCACGCACCUGCAAGAGAUUUGCAUAUUUUGGAAUGGGAGGAAAUCAGAAUCGAUUUGAAACACUUCAUCAGUGUCACACAGAGUGUGGUCCACGGUCAUACAAAUAUGACGAUGUUACAUGUCCUUCGCCCGAUGCUGUACGAAAAUCAUUGAGUGGCAUGAAAUCAUACAGCACAUGUGACUCAGAUGAUCAGUGUAUGGAAGGAGAAGUGUGUUGUUCAAACGGAAAAUAUCGUGUCUGCACAAACACUGUCAAGUUCUGCCCCUUGGGUGACAGGUGCUCGCAUGAAGGUGCAUGUGAGAUGGGAAAAUGUGUUUGCCCCAUGUGUGAAAAAACAACUGGAAAAGAGGUGUGUGGCUCUGAUGGUAUGACAUACGGAAGUGAAUGUAUGCUGAGACGUCACGCUUGCAUGAUGAUGCAGACUAUAAAAGUUGCCUCCACACAGCCGUGUGCUGCUCCUCAAACCUGUAAUGGAAAGGUAUGCAGGGAUUAUGAAAUUUGUUCCGGCGAUAAAUGUGUAUGUCCCAAAUUGUGUACUGAACAAUACGAGCCUGUCUGUGCGAUGGAUUUGAAGACAGGAGCCCAGAAGAAGUUUUCCAACAAGUGUUUCAUGAAUAUGGAAAUGUGUAUGCGACAAACGGAAUUUAACGUGGGUGAAUGUCCACCAAACAACGAAACAUGCGUAAUGGCUUGUACUAGAGAAUAUAAACCGCUGUGUGCUUAUCAUACAUCAUCCAACACCAUGGAAACCGUCCCAAACAAGUGUGAGUUGCUACGCAUGCGUGUGUGUGAAGGGAAAACGUUGGAGGUCCUAUACAGUGGGGAAUGCGCUGCACAAUGUGGCAACACCCAGUGUUCAGUUUACCAAGACUGUAUAGACGGUAUGUGCAAAUGUUCCAAUAUCUGUCCAUUAAUUAUGGACCCAGUUUGCGCUUUCAAACCAAACAACCCCGACCAGAAAAAGACGUUUGCUAAUGAGUGCGUUAUGAGGCGAGCUGGUUGUAACGAGGCUGCCGCUUAUAUGAUAUAUGAACGAGGCGCAUGUGUGAAGCCAGAACCAAUGCUAAAGUGCCCAGAGAUGGAUAUGGACAUCCCACACAGCUCUGAAUUUGCCUGCAAUAUUGACAAUAACGAACGCUGUGAUGAUGAUACAGAGAUGUGUUGUCCGUAUGGCACGGGAUCACACUGCGUACCCAAAUCAGGACUCGCCAAAAAGGAUGAAGUGAAGGAAGGAUUCUGCCCUAUGAUCACAGUGACAAACUUCGACGAGGGCACAUGCGCUGAUUCCAGUUGUGAUGUUGAUGCUGAUUGUGCCGGCAAUAUGAAGUGUUGUAUGAAUGAUGUGUGCACGCAUAUGACAUGCGUUUUGCCGAGACAGCCACGUGCAAAUGUUUGCGGUAAUGGUAAAAAGCCUGUGGGUCAGUGUGAUCCAUUAUCGACUGAACCUUGUGCUGACGGAGGGAGUUGUAAUUCCACAGUUAUUGAUGGCAUGGAUACUGGUGUAUGCUGUGUUAGUUCAGAAGCCGCUACUCGUAUGAUGGACAUGAUGGCGAUGGACAAAGAUGCCGCACUCCAACAAAAGUUGUGCCAUAUUGUCGAUCUGUUGGGAAUGUGUCCUACCGGCCAAAAAUGCAUCGGAGAUCUCAAGAACGGGCAGCUGUGUGGAUUUUAUGAAACUUGCGCAUCAUCUGUGCCAUGUUUUCUAGCACCUUGUGACGAGCCAAAUGCUAUGUGUCCAAAGGUCCCUGAAGCAACCUGCAUGGACAAUUAUUGUUUCGGAUGCAAUAAGAUAUUUAUGGUUGGUGAUAGAGACGUUACACAUAUGUGUCAAGCCACUUUAUGUGAGCGCCAGAAUCACACAUUCUCUAUGAUCUGGGAGAAAAUCUUCAAUGACAACACCGAAAGAGAGCUUGCUGAAGCAAGACAGACAGUUCUUAAUGAGAUGAUCAAGAACAAGCUACCCAUGGAUGUAGAUUGGGAUGAAAUAUAUGACAACAUCAACGCUGAUGUGUUUUACACCAACAUGAUACAACUGCUGAAGCAUAUGGGAUACAAACAUAUUUGGAAUAAUCAAGAGGGUUAUCCUGCAUGUACUGACAAUGGGCUUUUUGAGAAGAAACAAUGCUUCAUCGACCCAAAAGAAGUUAAGAAAUGCAGAUGUGUGGACGAGAAUACCGGUAUGCAGUAUGGACCUGCUGCAGAUGAUGUUGAUUCACUGGACUGCUCCAUUGCAGUUCCGGAUGAUGUAUGCUUGACAGUUCCCAACCUCGAGGAAUCCUGUGACGACACCUCGGUAACGAGAUAUUACUACAACCACGACAUGUCCCGAUGUGAGGCCUUCGCCGAUAUGGGAUGUAAUUACGAGAUAAGCAACAACUUCGCAGAUAUGGAGUCGUGCACUGCCAGAUGUGAAGGAGGAGGAAGCUCGCAGUGUCAGACCAACUGUGCGGAAGGGACAAAGUGUGUUAUCAUGAAAGACAAGGAAAUAUGCAUGCCAAUGAACCAGGAUGUAAAGAGACGGUUUGAGCCAAUCUGUGAGAGAAGCGGGGAAUACGAGACUAAACAGUGCCACCAUGGCGUGUGCCGAUGUGUGAACCCCUUAACUGGAGAAGCCAUACCGAACUCCCUCGCUUUCAACCAACAACUCCGAUGCAUACGAAAUGGUGACACUGUUACGCCACAGAGAGACGGCCUACUGAAAAUGUGUCCUAAUGGAGGUUCCCCUAAACUCUGUGAAAAUGGCGGACUCCCUUGUAACGAUUGCCAGAUGCCCCAAGCAGGUGAAGGAGAGGAUGAUGAAGAUGACGGCGAGGUUAAACCUGACGGAACUUGUUCCGAGUGUGCUGCUUGCCCAAACGGUCAAGGCAACACAGACUGUCCAGCUACAUGUAACGUGGACUCCGUAUGCAAGGAGCGGCCAUUAGCCACAUGCAGAAUCAACAAGUGCACAUGCGCCGAACAGUUUGUGGAAAACGGGAAGAUCAUCAAUGACUGCAAAAAAGCUCAGUCCUUGUGUGAGAUGAUGAAAACUGAGAUGGCAAUGAAACAGCGUGCAAACAACGGAAAAGCUAACGGACAAGGUGCAGCACCAGCCAGCAAGCAGUAUCGAUGUAGCGAGGGGGGCAGUUUUGAAGCGCUUUGUGAGGGCAAUGCUUGCUUUUGUGUGAAUGCCACUGACGGUUCCAAAAUUGGAGGAGCAAAGAGUGGCGAUAUCGAUAGCAUCGAUUGUGAACAAGAACAGAAAAGAUCAAAGCCAAAAUAUGUUAAAGUUAAGGGAAUUGUGGCGAAAAACAAGAACCUCGCAGAUUUAAGUGCGAAAGCUCAGCAACAGAUUAUUGAUCAAAUACGUAAGAUAAUUGAGGAGAAGGGGGGCAGGGCUACAAUCAAGCUUAUGGAUGGAAGUAUCAUCUACGAGGCAACGAUAGAAGAAGAUGGAAGCGGAACGGACGUCACAUCAGUCUCUUCUUCAUUUGUUGCCCAGAUGAACGGUGGUGUUGAGAUUAUGACUGACGAGGGCGUUAUAGAGAUUCCAACUGGAACCUCAUCCAUUGCUGAGUUUAUAAUUGCGGAGCCAACCACGGAGAAACCGCCGCCAAAUAAAGACGAAAAAGACGAUAAAACCGUCAUUAUCAUUGUGGUGGUGGUCGUGGUAGUAGUGGCCUUAAUCGCUGUUUGCGUUGCUGUCUAUUGCUACAAAAAGUCGAAGAAGACGGACGAUAAGGACAUGCAAUUUUCGAAUAUCCAUGGAAAACCCAACCCAGCCUAUGAAAAUCAAGGAUAUGAUAAAGCAGCCUUUUGAAGCGUGGACGUUUGGAAAAAAUAGUACAUUAUGCUCCAAAGUAGAGAGGUGUUAAACAUUCCAAACAUUAUGCAUUCAUGUAUCUACAUAUCGAACUUGGACAUCCAUGGAUUAUUCCCUCUUUCAAAGAGGUUUUUUUUUCAGGUUUUCUUUUAAACCAAAAGUAUGCACCUUUACUUCAAAUUAAUUCCAUAAUAAUAACAAGGGAUUCAAUAUUGUCAAAAAUUGAUCGAGAUCCUCAAUCGAUUGCGUAAUCAUGGAAUCGAUUAUUGCUAUAUUCCAUUAUAAUAACUAGAGAUUCAAUGUUGUCAAAAAUCGAUUGUUUAUGAGUGAGAUCCUAAAUCGAUUGCGUAAUCAUGGAAUCGAUUAUUGCUAUAUUCCAUAAUAAUAACUAGAGAUUCAAGGUUGUCAAAAAUCAAUUGUUUAUGAGUGAGAUCCUAAAUCGAUUGCGUAAUCAUGGAAUCGAUUAUUGCUAUAUUCCAUUAUAAUAACUAGAGAUUCAAUGUUGUCAAAAAUCGAUUGUUUAUGAGUGAGAUCCUAAAUCGAUUGCGUAAUCAUGGAGUCGAUUAUUGCUAUAUGGAUGUAUUCUCUAAAAAAAGAAUUUUGUAUUCAGCUUAGAAAGGUUUAUCAUCAAAUAAUUACUCCUAUUAAAUAACAAAUAUAAAUCAUCCAUUUGAUUAAAUGCAGCUUGUUAUUCUUUUAUACCCUUAAAGUUUUCGAUUUCAUAAUCAAAAUUUUAAUAUCAUGGCUGGACCGAUUAUUUAUAUAUGAUCAUUUAUUACAGUACUUUAGAACUUUCAAGAAUGCGUUGACUCAGAGGUUAUAAUUCAUUGAAUUAUUUACUAAUAGAUUCUAACUUCUAACUCAUUUAAAAACAAUUGAGAAAGUGUUAUGUUUUUAUACAAAUUGUUUCUACAUCAUGUGCAAUGAAAUAUUUGUUUACAUUUUUACUGUAUACAUAGUUUACCAGCAAAAACUUACACUUACAAAACAAUUGAAAUAUUUUCUUUUAUAUUAUGUGAAUAUACUUGUAUGAAAAUAUAAUGUGGAUUUUCGAAGGGAUGUAUGUGUUGAUUUUCAUACAAACGCAUUAUGUAUAUUUUUAGAGGAAUGUGCUACCUUAUGUUCAGACCAGGAAUUUGUGUUAUCAGACUUUAUUUCAGAAACUAUGCACACUUUGAUCCAUUUUGUGUGAUUAUCUUACAUUAGAAAGGAAAACAUUCACUGUUACAUAUCACUUUACAUUAAUGAUUAACUAAUUUCUGUUUUUGUGACUGUAAUAGUAAAUAUAAAAAAUACUCAUUUAUCACACUGUUUCAAUUGUUUGAAGGAAAUGCGUUUUUUAAAGUGACACUCUUAUUCAAAAAUCAAUACAUACCCAUGUUUAACAAACAUAGAUUUUGAGUGAUAAGCCUUUUUAACAACUUACUAAAUAAUGCAUUUGUGGAAAAUAUUUGUUACACUGAUAACACGAUUGUAACCGUGUAUUUAAUAGCUGAACACUUAAAAAAAUUAAAUGUGGGGAGUGCUAAAAGAUUUACUAUGAUCUGCUAUUGUCCCAUGAUAUAGAAAUACCAUGUUUUCUGCACCUUUCUUUCAAAAUAAACUCAUUAUACUUCAUAAGAACCAUUUAAAAAAUAUUUAUUCAUCCUUUUUUGGUAUAUUAAAACAAUUGUAAUAAUUGUUGUAAAUCUUAUUUGGGAGUAAGAGUGCAUCUUUCAAAAGAAAUUAUUUUACACAGGUCUAUGUUUCUAUUGUUUUGUCAAAUUUGAAAUCCAUUCUUAUAUUUUUGAAUUCAUGCAAUCAGUGAUUGAAUUAUUUUUUUAUUUACAAAACUUUAUCAGGUAUGCAAAUGAAUUAUAAUUAUGUGCUUCCAAAAGUUAAAUGUAUCAAAAAUUAUGUGACUGUAAAGUUAGUGAUGAAUACAGUAUUUUAAAUGUUUAUGUAAAACCAAUGUUUAAAUCUAGCUAUUUCUGUCGCUAUUAAGUUCCUGUAAAGUAAAAGUGUUAAGGUUUUACAAAACUAAAAAAGAAAAAAAGAAAAUUAAAGAUUGGACUGCAUUAAUUAAAUGUGUCUUUGUAAAAUAGCCUUAUACAAUUAUACAAUUUUGCAUAACAGUAUACAAUUUCAAUGAAUAAACAACAAUGUAUUACUCGAUAAUUUCCAGCUUUACUUUACAUGGUGUAGUUUAUAAUAUAUUUUCUGGGUAGAAUCAAGUACAGAGGAGGUAUUUAACACCUUAAGUCAUUUGCUAACUUAAGUCAUUUUCCUUAUAUAGUUAAGUAACUAUGACUAUGAAAAAAUAAGAAAUAGGCUUAAGUUAAGAAAUGAUAUAAGAUGUUUAAUGAAUACCACUCCAGGCCCCUAUAUCUCGAAAAUACUUAAAUCAAAUCUCAAUCUCAGUCUUAACCCAUUUUACAACAUAGACUCUGAAAUUUUAUUAAAAAUAUAUAUUUUUUCAAACCUUUUAAAAGUGCAUUCUAUAAUAUAAUAUGUUGAUUAAAACCAUUGAUAAUGAUUCCAAGAGAAAAAUAUUCUUUAGCCAAAAAUGUGUUUUAGUACAAUUCGUUGUUUUUUAACAAUAACUCAAGUAUUAUUUAUGCCCUAAAAUUAAUUUCUUUGCAAUAUCGACAAAAUCUUUUUAUCAGCACAUAUUCUAUGAGAAAAUACUUUUUAAGUAUAAAAACAUGCAAUAUUCUAAAUUAUACAAUGUUUUAUGAGGGAAGAUGAGUUCGAGGGUUAAAUGCGAAAAGGUCCUAAGUGACAUUAAAUAAAGAAUUAGAUAGAACCUUUUUGCUUUCACCCCUCGAGUUGAGACUGAAAUUUGACUCAGUAUUUUUUGUGAUAUUGGGGCCUGGUGUACAUGUAUUGUUAUGUUCUGUUCUGUAAUCAUUGGGUAAAAUGUAGAUGUUAUUAAGAUAGUUAGCUGAGUUAAGUGUAUCAUAGUUAUUAUGUUUAAUCUUGUUAUAUUAUACACAUCCGCAUCUCCACAUUUGUUUAAUGACCUUUUCUUUACAUAAUAUUUACAAUAAAAUUCUUAAAACAAAAA
Mya arenaria is the source of this 11169-nucleotide messenger RNA. RefSeq lists its product as uncharacterized. Lineage: Eukaryota; Metazoa; Mollusca; Bivalvia; Myida; Myidae. Bases 159 to 8120 code for a protein of 2653 amino acids. The record is from RefSeq and is a predicted model, not a curated record. Gene Ontology annotation, molecular function: serine-type endopeptidase inhibitor activity; protein binding. The transcript is spliced from 64 exons. Gene Ontology annotation, cellular component: extracellular region.